AUGGACAAGGCCAGAGUCGUAGCCGCGGUCGCAUCGCCGACUCGGUCCAAGCGAGAGCCCAGGAAGUUCUGUACGAAGGAGGACUACGACCAUGCAUCCACCCUCGUAGGCGAUGCCGCCAGGAGUAGGGCAUACCUGUACCCCCUCAAGGGAAUCCUCUACUUCGCGACGCACCGCUCCCUUUGGAAGCCUCUCCUCUCUCGAAUUGGCCCUUACGCCCUACUGUCCGUCAGUGUCGUCACUGGCAUGUUUGUAUUCACCUACGUGCCGCAGUUUGCCGUUCUCGUCCUCUUCAACGGUCCGCUUGCCGUCUUCACCACCGUUCUCCUGAUUCUCAACGAGAGCUCCACCAUCAUCAACAUGAUCUCGCGCACGUACCUUCUACAAGAUGCCAUCCUCGAUACCUUUGACGGUACUCUGGUCGCCAGGGGUAGCGAUAACAUUGUCCGCGAGGGUCGACAGCUGCAGCCGGGAUCAGACCCCAUGCAGAAGCUGGGCAAGGUUCUGAAGAGCCCCUUUGAACGCUUCAGCCCCAAAGCUCUCAUUCGAUACAUCAUGUAUCUGCCCCUGAACUUCAUUCCUGUUGUCGGCACUGUUUUGUUCGUCCUCAUCCAAGCCCGAGGACGCGGCCAGAUUGUCCAUGGAAGGUACUUUCAGCUCAAACAAUGGUCCGAGUCACAGAGGAGGGAGUGGCUGAAGAAGCACACCGGACCCUACACAGCAUUCGGUCUUGUUGCCACAGCCCUCGAGCUGAUUCCCUUUGCUUCCAUGUUUUUUACUUUCACCAACUCUGUCGGUGCGGCUCUGUGGGCUGCCGAUAUCGAGAGUAAGGGCACAUCCAUGACGGACAGCACCGCCCCCACCCUUCGCGAGACGGCCAAGAAAGCCGAGUAG
Verticillium alfalfae VaMs.102 is the source of this 894-nucleotide messenger RNA. RefSeq lists its product as hypothetical. Gene Ontology annotation, cellular component: prospore membrane; ascospore wall; lipid droplet. NCBI's taxonomy places the organism in Eukaryota, Fungi, Ascomycota, Sordariomycetes, Glomerellales, Plectosphaerellaceae. The transcript has 6 exons. The coding region runs from base 1 to 894 and encodes 297 amino acids. The record is from RefSeq and is a predicted model, not a curated record.